Molecule: messenger RNA, 852 nt
Organism: Talaromyces proteolyticus
Lineage: Eukaryota; Fungi; Ascomycota; Eurotiomycetes; Eurotiales; Trichocomaceae
Product: P-loop containing nucleoside triphosphate hydrolase protein
Exons: 2
Coding region: 1-852 (283 amino acids)
Biological process (GO): regulation of endocytosis
Cellular component (GO): endosome
Molecular function (GO): GTP binding; GTPase activity
Source: RefSeq, a predicted model, not a curated record
AUGUCUCUGCCAUGGGAUUACAUUGCCAAACUCGUCUGCAUCGGUGAUUCCGGCACAGGCAAAUCCAGCCUCACGAUUCGUCUUUGCGAAGGCCGAUUUUCUCCCGCUCAUGACGUGACCAUCGGUGUCGAGUUUGGCUCUCGCAUUGUUCCUGUUGGACCCCCAGCCUCUGAUGACCUGGGCAUUGUCCUAGAUAACGCGUCGUCAGCCUCUCGUCCGCCUUUACAGGAUGAUACUACGAAGCAGGAAAGGGAUAUUGGAGGCUUGCCAAGUCCACCACGAAAGGCACCGAAACCCCAGGAACAGAAGAAAAUGAAGUUAUCACUAUGGGACACCGCUGGCCAGGAGACAUACAAAUCCAUCACACGUUCCUACUUCCGAGGAGCUUCCGGUGCCCUUUUAGUAUUCGACAUUACACGCCCGUCUACCUUUGCCUCUGUCACGCAGUGGCUCCAGGAUUUGCGGCAGAUUGCCGAUGACGGCAUCGUUGUUGUCUUGGUUGGAAAUAAAAGUGAUCUCGUGGCUGGUGACUCCAAUGCGCAGGAUGGAAAUAGUCAACCCCAAGUCACAAGGCGGGAGGCAGAGGAAUGGUGCAGACUCAAUAAUGUGAUGGGCUAUAUAGAAACCAGUGCCAAAUCCGGUGACGGCGUUGAGCGAGCCUUCCUAGAAGUCGCAGAGAGGAUUUAUCGAAAUAUUGAAUCCGGCAAAUACGAUCUCAAUGAUCGGAGAAGUGGCGUCAAAGGAUACGGCGCCAAUGGGAAUGUCAAUGCAGCCGGACCCAGAACUAUCACAUUGGGCUUGAAUGACGCUAUGAAUAGAAGAAGUGGUUGGAGUACUAAUGGCUGUUGCUAA